AUGAUUGAUUCAGUGGAUGAACUGAGAACAAUUCUGAUCCAUCAAUUAAAAGUCAAGAAUAAUAAAGCAUUGCUGUUGAUGAUCAAUCGAAUGGAAAAGAUUCAUAAAACAUUUUUCAUCACUGAUGAAUUAAUUAAAUACAAACAAAAUCUGCUUCGACUUCUAACUUACCAUAAUUACAAUGUAUCUAAUUAA
Clunio marinus is the source of this 195-nucleotide messenger RNA. Lineage: Eukaryota; Metazoa; Arthropoda; Insecta; Diptera; Chironomidae. The record is from the annotation of a GenBank genome assembly.